UUUCUUUUUGUUUUUUUUCUUUUCUCUUUUUUUCUUUUUUUCUUUUUAUUAUUAUUAUCUUAUAUAUUUAUAUACCAUGACCUCACUUGCCACCAAGUUUAUGGAAAAGAGGGUCAAGAAGUACGCAUCAGUACAAGCAGCAGAUAUUCUUAAUCCAAAACAACAAUUUAUCAAUGAUCCCGAAAUCAAAGCAGCCCAAGAAGAAGCCGCCAAGACAACCAAACGACAUUGGUGGAAACGACAACAACAACCUGAUAUUAUUCUUAGUGAACGAGAUCGUCAAGUACUUCGAGCUGUCAAACGUCGUGCUACUUAUCUUGAUAAAGGUUGUUCUUGUUGUUGUUUUUCUUUUGGAUUUGAUUUUAUUAUAGGCUUGAUUCCUGGUGUUGGGGAUGCCAUAGGUUUGAUUUUGGGGUUGGAACUCAUCAAAGUGGCAUCACGCGCUGAUUUACCGAAACAUAUUCAAAUACAAAUGGUUAUCAAUGCAGUGAUGGAUUUCUUGAUUGGAUUGACACCUUUUGUAGGCGAUCUCUUGGAUGCUGUCAUCAAAAGCAAUUGGCGCAAUGCAAUGAUCUUGGAAGAUUAUUUGAUGUUACGACGACGGGAUGAAAUCAGAAUAGAAAGAGGUCAUCAUAAUGAACCUAGCGGUAGUGGUACGUCAAAUGAACCAGCACAACAAGUUGAUUUACACAAUAAUGGCUCUCCACCCAUACCAAACGAACAUCAUUUGAAAGGUAAACCUUAUGGCUCUUUCUUACCACGGUUUUGAUCUUUGGUGAUAUUUAUAGUUACAGCCGGAUGAUUCCUCAUGUGUUUGAUGUACAAAAACAGAUUCAUUCACUAAAUCUUUAUAUUUUUUUUCUACCUGUCAUCUUUUGUGUUACAUCAAUUCAUUUUUUUUUUAUCCCAUUCAUCAAUGUUGUUCUACUUUACAUCCUCUCUUCACAUAUAAUGUUUGAAUAAAAAUACGCUUGAAUUGAUACUGAUCUAUCUUUAAAACUUUU
Messenger RNA from Halteromyces radiatus, 1004 nucleotides. RefSeq lists its product as uncharacterized. NCBI's taxonomy places the organism in Eukaryota, Fungi, Mucoromycota, Mucoromycetes, Mucorales, Cunninghamellaceae. Bases 77 to 769 code for a protein of 230 amino acids. The transcript has 3 exons. The record is from RefSeq and is a predicted model, not a curated record.